Grus americana (Whooping crane) is the source of this 3805-nucleotide messenger RNA. It is a transcript of the gene TAPBPL, whose product is annotated as TAP binding protein like. NCBI's taxonomy places the organism in Eukaryota, Metazoa, Chordata, Aves, Gruiformes, Gruidae. The coding region runs from base 414 to 1790 and encodes 458 amino acids. The record is from RefSeq and is a predicted model, not a curated record. The transcript is spliced from 7 exons.
CGUAUAUCUGAAAGACAGGGGAAAAGGCACCAGUUAAAAUACCAUCAGAGCUCAUCCAUUUCCUGUCUUGCAGCUUGAUUCCUUCCCGUGAUGUUCUUUCCCAAAAAAAAUGGAGCUGACUUGGCAGCUGGUGGUGGCACCACACGCUGCUGGCCUCGGGGCCACAGAGCAAACUGGCUUCUAUGCAGUUAAAGAAGGGUCGGGGGGGAAAGAAAAAAGAAACCAUCUUCAACCUGCAAGUCUCUCACGAAGACCGAGUUUUCUGAAAAGCAAGCGGACAGAGAUGUGACUGCUUUCAGAGGCUGCUCAGCGGGUCCAGCGGCGAUGAGCUUGCACGCGGAAGCAUGGUGGGAAAGGCUGAUGUAAUACUGACUUAAAGAGGGACCCAGCCGCAGGUUUGGGGAUGCUCCUCGAUGCCAGCUGAUCGCGCCCCGCUUCCCUGCUGCCUCGGGUUUCCUGUGUUCGGGCCAGCGAAAGCUCCCGCACCAGUGCCCCGGUUUCGCAGGGUGGAUAUUGCCCUGAGUUGCUCCUACGUGGGGGAAGAUGUAAGAGGCUUGCUGCGUGCCUUUGGCAGCUCGUCCUCCGAGCAUCCUGCUACCCUCGUGCUGAGGGGUAUCAGCGUCAGAGAUGAUGGGAACUUGGAUGACCUAACUGAGUACAAAGGCCCACAGGAAAAUCCUGACUCCUCUUCUCCCAUUGUCUUUGAAGCCUCAGCCCAGUUGGUAUCCAUCCCACACGCAGAGUCCCUGCUGCAUGCGGACUGCGAUGGGGAGGAGGUGAACUGCGAGAUCUCCCCAUACAGCUCCCAGCAGGCUGGCGAGGGUCCCUGCCGUACCUCCUGGUUCAUGGCCACCCUGCAGCUCUCCAGCAGGAUCAGUAUCACCCUGGUGCUCAGAGGCCCCCAAUGCGGCAGCCAGGAGGAGGAGCACGAUGCAACGCUGCACCCAAAGCUGAGGAUUCCUAUGAGGAAGGAGGGGACAGUGCUGACCACAGUUGAAUUUCAAUCUUCAUCACGCAACACUUCCCUGCGCACGCAUCUUGGCGGCUCAGUCACCCUCGACUGCCGCUUUGCCUUGGCUCCCAGCUCCUCGCUGUCCUCCCUGGAGUGGAGGAGGCAGCACCAAGGCAGUGGCCGUAGCCUUUUCCGGUACCAGGUGGGGAGCACAGGCCCAACAGUGCAGCCAAAAGUCCACGUGGAUGUGGCAGGGCUGCUGAGGAGUGGAGACGCAUCGCUUAGCCUGCAAGGAGUGAGCGUGGGAGACGAAGGGAUGUACAUCUGUUUGGUGUCCACCCCGCUGCACCAGGCCCAGCACAUCAUCCAGCUCCAUGUGGCCGAGCCUCCAAGAGUUCAUGUGAUUCCAUCAGUGGUGUCAUUUGAGAGAGAUGUGAAGACUACUCUGAUGUGCAACAUUGCUGGCUAUUACCCCCUGGACGUCUCGGUGAGCUGGACACAGAAGACUCCUGAAGAUGACAUGGAAAUCCCUCUCUCAAAUGCACAUCUCUCCAGCCACCGGCAAAGCCAAGAUGGCACCUACAGCAUCACCUCCUACCUCAGCAUUAGCUCUGACACAGCGCGGGCACCAGCCACCUACAACUGCCAUGUUUCACACGUGACCCUGGCAGAGCCCAUCUCUGUGAGUGCCCAUCUUAAGGUACCAGAGCAAACAGGAUCGGAAGGACUGGUGGGGAGUUUCAUUGCUACCGUCCUUUUCAUCGCUGUCCUCUUCGUUGUGCUCAGGAGAAGAGCAGCUAAACCAAAGCCCGAGCAACUUCUAAGGGCUUCAGAAUAGAGGAAAUCACCCACCUGCAGUCCUUUGUCUCCCAUCCCUUGACACAUGCUGCUCAGGAGAGCCAGCCCUGUCCGAAUAUUAACAGAGCUAUUGGUGGGUAUGGGAGGGGUAGGGCUGUCCUUGGUGGAGGAGCUGAGGCAGACUCACAGAAAAACAUGUCUUCAUCUUGGGAGGGCAACAUCGAUAACUUCAGCUCUUUGCUGGGGUGCUGCAUUACAGGCAACAUGCAUACAUUUUUAGAAAUGCCUCUUCUCCAUUUUCAGGGAAAAUUAAAUUGUAUAUAGGUGAGUGUUUGUAUGACUGUAUAUAUGUAUGUGUAUAUACAGGAUUUACACAUGUAUGUAUGUCUGUAUCUGUAGAUGUAUACAGGUACCUUUGGCUAUUGCCUAUGAGGCAGGCGUUUAAGUAAGAUAUUUAUGUACGCAUGUGUUUUAACUGUGAAGUUGGGCAAAUAUGUAGGCAAAAUUUGUACUUGAAAACGGUGAAUCCUCAAACAGAGGAAGUUAUGGGUUAAACUGAUUGCAAAUCAAGCAAUUGGAAAAAUAUGGCUCUCCAGGAGAAAGUUACAAUAAAAUUUUUUAUAGAAAUUUCACUGCUAGAAGUUUACAAGAUGGAGAAGAUGUGUGGUUCUGUAGUUGUGAAAAAGACAGACAUGAUUAAACGCUUUUCCUCCCCAACAGGGAAUUUGAAGGUAAUACUUAGAAAUCCUGUAUAUAACCAACAGGGGAAAAAAAGCAGAAGAAAGGUGUGGAUGGAAAGGAGGUAUAUGGCACACAAUAAAACUGAGAAUUUAUGAAGCAUACAAGGUGAUAAGGAGUGUUCAAAAUAAUCUGGAAAAGCUGGAUUGCUGCAAGUGCUAACGGUACUUGGAAUGAAUUUUUUCAAAACACGUUGAAAACCAACAAAUUCUAGCAAUGGCCUAGACUCUUACUGGGUGGAUAUAGGUAAAACUGUUGAUAGAGAAGAUUUUUGAUGGAGGCUUUUUGUUACAGAGAAGAUAGUUGUUUGUAUACAGAAGGAAACAGAAUUGUGUAUUCAUACUAUAUGAGGAUGGUAAACAACUUCCUAAUCUAUUUGCCAACUAAGGAAGGUUUUAACAGCAUCUAUUAAGCGUAAGUAUUUUCAGAUCAGUAGCCAAGAAAAUUUGCAUCUCAGAAUCAUAGAAGAUUUCGCUGAGGAGGCAGCUGGCCCAAUGGAGUUAGGUAAUUAAAAAUCCUGGCAUACUAGAGAAAUCCCAAGAUCUUGGAAGAGCGUGUUAUGCCAGUGUUCAUAAAGCAAGAUGACGCCGAUGACUGUUAGAUGGUUCCGUAGUAAUAAUCAUAGGUAAGAGAGUGUGAAGUUGUUAGAAGUUAGCUAACAAAGGCUUCAACAAUGAAAAUAACAUUAAUAAUUUCGUAUGUUUAAAAAAAAAAAAAAGUUGUGAGAAACAAACCUGAUUUCAUUCGUUGACAAAAUAAUAAAUGUAGUUGAUAAAAGCACUGGGGCAGAUUUAACAAAUCAAGAAAUUUGUAAAUUCUGAAGAAGAAAUAAUAGUGUAUGUAUACAUCAUAAUUUGCAUUAUGUGGAUUAAUUACUAGCUAACAGACAAAUGGCACAAAUUCAUUGUCCAAAAAGAAGCAGCAAUCACUGCUGAAAGUGUGUGCCUUCCUGCAAGAACCGUGCUGUUUAAUAUUUGCAUCAGGAGAUAACAAUUGUAAAAAAUAUUGCUGAUAAAAUUUGCAAAUGGCAAGAUCAGUAGCUAAAGCAGAGGGAGUCCUUCAGAUCAACCCAAGUCCCCUGGCCAGCUGAACAUACUGAAACAAGGUACAAUGCUCAGUAAUACCAGUGGAGUCUCCUCAGGUGCUGGACCACCACGCUGUCUCAAUGCUGUUGAUCCACGAAUCCUUAUCAGUUGCCUGACCCGUGGGAACACCUAAGGGUGACCAUGGGCAGAAUGUAACUGCUGGUGGAAGCAGUUCUAUCAUCUCUUCUUCAUUUUUGAUGCGUUACCAAUAAAUAAGUCUUUUUAGUUCCAA